Molecule: messenger RNA, 1462 nt
Organism: Polypterus senegalus (gray bichir)
Lineage: Eukaryota; Metazoa; Chordata; Cladistia; Polypteriformes; Polypteridae
Gene: tifa
Product: TRAF interacting protein with forkhead associated domain
Exons: 2
Coding region: 501-1055 (184 amino acids)
Biological process (GO): canonical NF-kappaB signal transduction
Molecular function (GO): protein binding
Source: RefSeq, a predicted model, not a curated record
GCCAUGUGAAAAGUUAAAAGUACAACAUUUUUUUGUGAGAGUUAAAAUCAAUCCUGAGUUCUCCUUUCUCCAGCGGUACAGAUUCUGUGUCGUUUGUUUUGGGUGUCGACUCUGGUUUAGGUUUGUUUCUCUUUCAUUAUAAAUCCUUGUGUUUGUCGUGUAAUUUUUAUCUUUAUAGCCGGCGGGCGUCCUCACAAUUCAGUUUACAAUCCAAAAAAAAAAAAAGAACGCCACAAAGAGAGAAACGAAAUAGGAAGGCAGAUUAUGAGUCACUACGAAGCGAAGUCUGAUCGAUCUGAGACAACGCGAAGUGUGCCAGAAUGUUGGGAUCAAAUCAGUAAAAGUAUACGAAGAGGAGCUGACUUUGUGACACGGCUUGGCGGUGUCACGUGUCCGGUUAUAUAGCGCCCAUCCUUGUUGCGGGGCCAAAUCUGCAACGUCAGCUGAAGGUUUUCAUUUUAAGCAAGUAAAGUUUAAGAGGCCGAGGACAUAAAAGCAAAAUGUCUGCUCUCGAUGAUCUUGAAACCGAAGAGGUCUUAACGUGCCUUCGCCUGAAAGCAUACCAUCCAUACCACGAAAUCAAAAAUGUGUUUCAGUUUCUUCAAUUCAACAAAAAGAUGAAACACCGAGCAGACGAGGCCCUCAAGGUCGGCCGGGACUCCAAAAUGUGUGCCAUCCAGUUGCACGACCUGCGCGUUUCCCGGGUGCAGUUUGCCAUCGAAGCUUUCCGCUACUUCAACAGCUCCGACCUUUCCUUCGAAAUCAAAAACCUCAGUCAGAAAGGGAGGCUCACCGUAAACAACGCCGAGCUGGAAUACCUGAAUAAAGUGGAGCUGCCGAGGAAAGCCAUCAUCAGGUUUGCAGAAUUUGUUUUCCUCGUGGAAAAGGAAGACGGAGAGUCCACAGACUAUUUUGAAACGGUCUUUGAGCUGGCGGCCCUGCCACCGACCUUGGAACUGAUAUGCUGCUCUUCCUUAAGUCCCGUCCCGGAAACUGGCCUCACGUUCCCCGUCGCUCCGAACUCGGCGGUAGAGCUGGCAGAAGGUGAAUUCUAGAGACCGACAUCCGCUGGAAACGACGUUCUCAAAGCACCGGGGGUCUGUCCUCUACGGGUAUCAUGUUGCAGUAGCGUAAUGUAUGACGAUAUUCUUGAGCCAUGUGAUGUCAUAUUAUUGCUGUGUUUAUUUUGCAUAUCAUGUCCGAUUUGAGGAGUAGGGAGAAUUUCCGUGAAUAAUAUUUAUGGCAUUUUUAUUAAUUUAUUUUCUCUAACCCAGCGUGUAGCCUCUGUUUAGUACGGUAUCUGCUCUAGUAAGAAACGACUGAUUCUCGCCGCCAUCGGCAUAAUCUUUUCUUUCAUAGUAUUAGCAUUAGAAUUAUUUACCAGUACGUGAUCAAGUAUUUUCAUGUUGUAAUAAAUACAUUUUUCAAUAUAAAAAAAAAAAAAGCUUUAAAGAAACGCAAA